AUAAAUGUAAAUAAAUUAAAUAUUAGAAAAUAAAUUAGUAACAACACAUACUCAUUAAAUUCCAUUUUCUCAAUAUAAAGGUUCAUAUGCAAUUUAAUAUCCUUAAAUCCCACCUUCUGGUAGUUAAUAUGAAAUAGAAGGGCUUACUCCGCCAUAUGAUAGAACUGUUUAUAGAACAGAACCUUUAACAGAAAAUUGUAUUCAAGAAUAAUAACCAGUUUAUCUAAAUCCAUAACCAGUAUAGCCAGCGAUUCCGGAAGUUGAAUAAACUAUAUAAGAACAAUAAUAAAUAAAUAAUGUUGAAGAAGAUAUACCAUAGACAUAAUAACAACAGAAAGGAAUUCUUAAAUAAAGUUAAUGUUAAAAUAAAAAUAAUUCGUAAGCUACUGUUUUGAAAAAAUAUGCUCAGGAUUCAUAUACAAGAUAAACAAAUCCUUUAUAUUUAUCAUUAUCAAGAUAAUUUUUAUCUGAUAAAAAACAUAAUUUAAAAAAUGAAGUUUAUUAAAAUCCUGUCAAACCAAUUGCUUUAUAGGAUAAUUAUGAUGUAAAUAAUGGAAUUGCAAAUGAAUUAUAUAUGGAUGAAGAUGAAAAUUUCUAAUACGAAGAUUUAUAAAAAGACUACGGGUUAAGGAAUUAAUAUUAAAGUUAUGUUUUAAAUAAUAAUUCUGAACUUUUUUUAAGUGAUAUAAAUGAUAAUAGAAUUAGAUAAACAGCCUUUAAUGAAGUAGAUUAGAAAAUUUUAAGACUUAAAAAUGAAAAACAAAAUAGAGAAAGUUAUGUUAAAAACUUAGAAUAUUAAAUUUAUGUUUUGGAAUAAAAAAUCUCUAAUAAAAGAAUUAUUAAAGAAUAAAUGAAUCAUGAUCAUACAAGAUUAGUAUAAAUAAAUGAUUAAAAAUAUAAACAUGAUAUUAAUAUGAUGACUGAAGAUG
This is a messenger RNA of Ichthyophthirius multifiliis, 929 nucleotides long. RefSeq lists its product as hypothetical. The record is from RefSeq and is a predicted model, not a curated record. NCBI's taxonomy places the organism in Eukaryota, Ciliophora, Oligohymenophorea, Hymenostomatida. The transcript has 5 exons.